GAUUGCAUACCAGUCCUUGACAACGGUCAUUGUGGGAUUGACGCUGAACGACCUGGCCGAACGGAUGCACGUGGAAAAUGCUUUGCAACUGCAUAACCUUUUUCUUGGUCGUGCCAUUGGAGCAGUUUUUGGAACAAUGCUAGGAGGAUGGCUUUGCGACGUGUGUCCCAUCAAGCUGGCCAUGAGCUCAGCUUUGUCCGUGAUUGCUGUGCCAUUUUCAGCGUCCACCGGCAAUGCUUGGGUUUUGUCAGCCAACUUCUUUCUUCUCGGUUGCGUGGGCUCUGCCUUGGUUUCCUUCACAGUCUCUGCUGCCUGCUGGAGCUUCCCUGGGAAGGAGGUGGGCCCUGUGCUGGCGACCUGCAAUGGAGCUUUUGGUAUGACCAGUGCAGCGUUGCCACUGAUAUUUAAGCUGCUGCACUUGCAAGGCUUCGCAGUCGUAGAGUAUAGCUUUGUGGCCGUUUGCUCGCUCCCGCCGCUGGCGUUCCUACUGGCAAGCCAGGCGCCCACUCGACCAGUGGAGAGAAGCUUUGAAAAAGAAGAAGAGGAGGAGCCCGGCGAUUCCCCUAGCAAGGCCGUGCGCCAGUGGAUGGCAGUGAUAGCUGCUGCACUGGCACAGUUCCUCUUUUCUGGAGCCAGUUCUGCUUUGCUUAGUUGGAUCGUAUCGUACUCAGCCAACGAGCUGCACGACCGAUCCAUGGCACCUUUGCUUGUGAGCCUUUUGCAGGGUUCCCUCAUGCUGGGCUCCUUCAGUGCUUCCAGAUACCAGCAAUACUUUGCUUUGUGGGAUCUAGCUCGUGGACAGGUUUUUGCUGUGCUGUUUGGCCUUUUGCUUUGGCUUCCCUUCACGGAUUCGGUGAUUGCCACAGUGCUGGCCCUUGCAUGGUAUGGUUUGGCAGGUGGACCACUGGUGACCUACUGCAGUACUUUGUUGAACCAGCACUGUAGCCCCAGUGGGGUUCAGCUGGCAGUCAUCAAUGUUGGUGGAAAUUUUGGUGCCAGCGCAGGACCCUUCAUUGUUGGCAUUCUGAUGAUUCAAACAGGGCCCACAGCUCUUCCCUGCACAGUGUCUUACGCCUUCCUAGCAGCGCUGCUGGGCUUCGGUGUGGCUUCCAUCCAACGUCGCGGAAACAAACCUGAGCCCUUGCUACAGAACGCGGGGCCCUGA
This is a messenger RNA of Cladocopium goreaui, 1165 nucleotides long. Lineage: Eukaryota; Dinophyceae; Suessiales; Symbiodiniaceae. The record is from the annotation of a GenBank genome assembly.